Molecule: messenger RNA, 795 nt
Organism: Otolemur garnettii (small-eared galago)
Lineage: Eukaryota; Metazoa; Chordata; Mammalia; Primates; Galagidae
Gene: TLCD2
Product: TLC domain containing 2
Exons: 4
Coding region: 1-795 (264 amino acids)
Biological process (GO): regulation of membrane lipid distribution; plasma membrane organization; phospholipid homeostasis
Cellular component (GO): plasma membrane
Source: RefSeq, a predicted model, not a curated record
AUGGCGCCCUCAGGGCUCCUGGUGACUGGGGCCUCCUUUGCCGUGUUCCGGGGGCUGCACUGGGGGCUGCAGCUGCUGCCCACGCCGGGAUGUGCUGCUCAAGACCGUUGGAAGUGGCGGAACAUCUCUGUCUCCCUGGUGCACAGCCUGCUCGCCGGGGUCGGGGCGCUGCUCGGGCUGUUGCUGUACCCUCAGAUGGCUGCCGACCCCAUUCAUGCCCACCCGCCCUGGGCCCGGGUGCUGGUGGCUGUGUCUGUGGGUUAUUUCCUGGCGGAUGGAGCUGACAUGCUGUGGAACCAGACCUUGAGACAGGCCUGGGAACUUCUCUGUCACCAUUUGGUGGCGGUGAGCUGCCUCAGCACUGCUGUUCUGUCUGGCCACUACGUGGGCUACUCCAUGGUGUCCCUGCUCCUGGAGCUGAACUCUGUCUGCUUGCACCUGCGGAAGUUGCUGCUGCUUUCUCACCAGGCCCCAUCCCUGGCCUUCAGUGUGGCUAGCUGGGCCACCCUGACUACCCUGGUCCUCUUCCGCCUGGUGCCACUGGGAUGGAUGAGUCUGUGGCUACUCCGGCAGCACCACCAGGUGCCUCUUGCUCUGGUCAUCCUUGGUGGAAUUGGGCUGGUCACUGUGAGUGUCAUAAGCAUCACACUGGGUGUGCGAAUCCUGGUUUGUGAUGUCUUACCAUCUCAGCCACACCGACUCAUCACUGGGCAUAAGGAAACCAGGAGGACCAGGACAUGUUGGGAUGGUAAGCUUCUUACCAUAGACAAUUCCACUCUCAACCUGAAGGACUAG